Pseudo-nitzschia multistriata is the source of this 1871-nucleotide messenger RNA. The record is from the annotation of a GenBank genome assembly. NCBI's taxonomy places the organism in Eukaryota, Bacillariophyta, Bacillariophyceae, Bacillariales, Bacillariaceae.
CCAUAUUUCCAUCCCUGCUAUGAACAGUUUGCUUUGUACGCGAAAGAAAUGUCGUGCGAUAAAGACAAUUCUACGCUGAGUCCCGAUUCAAUCAAGGGGUUGGUUUUGCARACAAGGGCGGCACUCAGAUUUGGUCUUUCGUGUGUCUCCGCCGAUGGAGAAUGGAACCACAGCGAGGCAAUGGUCGCAACAAUUCAGUCGAAGGCAAUGGUCGAUCAUCGCUGGUACGAUCCACUUUCUACUAUCUUGAGCCGYUCCAGAGGAGAUAAAAAAUCUCGUAUACUUGCGGCCCGACUCAUGAGCAAUCUCGUGACAUCCAACGAACAAACAGCUUCGAUACUCUCCACCAACGUUCGGAUUGCCCCUUCCAAUAAAUCGGUGGCUUCGUCGAUUCUUGAUAAAAUUACCGACAAAGAAACCAUUGAGUUGCCUCUAUCAUCAAGACUGAUAGCAGAGUCGAACUGGGUCGAUAUGUUUCUCUUCGCUGCAAAAAGUAGAAAUCGAGAUGCUUUUGCCGCGAUUGCAGCCGUCCUCCACAAUUGCAUCGCUUCCUUACUAAUCAAAGAACACGAGAAUCGCGACAUUCCAUUCAUCAGAGAUGUUGCAUCCAACGGGAUGCUUAUCAAUAAUCUUUUAAGGCACUUUGUAUCCGCUGAAGCGAUAACGGAAGCACUCGAUAACGAAAAGGAAGAUUCGAAAGGGGGAGACGGUCUUUGGGAUUCGGCAACAGAAUGGAUACAGUUGUUGCUGUCAAAGUUGGCCAAACUUGGCAUGUUCCCAGACAUGUAUUCUUGCAUCGGUGCGGCUUGCGAUAAGACUUCCCCCGAAUCGGCCCCCAUCCGGAUACUGCCGGAGCAGAAUGUUCUGUUGCAGUGCAUGUCGAGAGAGGCCGAAGCGUAUGCAAUGGAGUUUACAUCCAAUAACAAAGCCGAAAAUCCAUUCGGCGGGGAAGCAGGAUCCAGCGGGGAUAGCUAUUAUUUUCUGGCAGAUUUGGCCGUCGCUGUGUCACCUUGGUUUCGCCRCRAGAGACUGCAGACGAGCAGCACAACAACACACGACCAGGACGAGCAGUGUAGCUUCAACGAUACCCUUCUACAAUCUGGAUUCCUCACGACGAACGAAAUUCUAGCUUCGACGCUUGGGGUGGACAGCGCGCUCAGUGCUACGCUGCGACUGGACCUGGGUCAAAAAACCAGCAUCCUACAGGAAACCGCAAAAUCGCUCGGGGUGGUGUUGGACGAUCUGGCGGAAAAGAGUGCCGGUCGCAAGGCCAGUGAUGUUCACCUGACCAGUGAUGACCAAAGAUUGUUGGUAGCACUUGUUCAAUUCAUCGGGAACCUGUGUUACAAGUGCAAGCACAACCAAGACUUGCUGCGGACGACCCUGGUACCGCCAGCGAAGAAGCCGGUUUUGAGGGUCGAAAGGAUUCGCGAAGAAGGGAACGAUCCAAUUCCUUCCGGCGUGCGGAACGGUCUGCACGUUCUCCUGACAUGCACCACCCACGCGACGUCGUGCUUUACUCUGCGAGAAUGGGGGGUGAUUGCGAUACGCAACGCAUUGGACGACAACGCAAACAACCAAGCAGUGGUGGAAGAACUCAUGGCUCAGGGCCCCGUGGAAUCGGCCGACUUGGAGCAAGCCGGCGUAAGAGUCCAGUUGGAUUCCAAAGGAAAGGUUUCUCUMACGACGAUCAACGAAAAGUGAGAACGUUAUUCAUGGGGCUAUCCMCAAUUUGAUCGAGCCAGGCAAGAAAUACGGGAUGGCUUCGCAAGGAUUCGGUCGAAAGAAGAAUGACAUCUUGUGCCACAAAGGCAUGCCACCCAAAUUAAAAUUUCGAUGGUUUUUCAGUAGAACAAACAUUAUUUUACGCC